Molecule: messenger RNA, 1542 nt
Organism: Schizosaccharomyces japonicus yFS275
Lineage: Eukaryota; Fungi; Ascomycota; Schizosaccharomycetes; Schizosaccharomycetales; Schizosaccharomycetaceae
Product: DUF962 family protein
Exons: 5
Coding region: 202-1320 (372 amino acids)
Biological process (GO): UDP-N-acetylglucosamine biosynthetic process
Molecular function (GO): transferase activity; glucosamine 6-phosphate N-acetyltransferase activity; acetyltransferase activity
Source: RefSeq, a predicted model, not a curated record
CGAGCUGAAGUUACAGACAUUGUUUCAUAAAGCAAGAUAGAAUGUCCAAACAGUAAUAGCUCUUAGUUCCUUCUGUCUUCGUUCUCGAAUUUUACCUGGUAGCUAAUUGUUGCUGCUUCAUUGGAACCUCAGGUACAAAGCGAUACUGUAAAAGGCACGUAGUACGGGGUUUUCGUUAGUCAAGUUAUUAACAGAAGGAAUAUGAUUAAGCCUGAUAAAUUGACGAAAAGCUAUUUGUUCUACAGGGAAUAUCACAAACAACCAGGAAAUGUACUAGUCCAUAAGAUUUUUGUCCCUAUUUUGUUGCACACGGCCUUCGUGUUGCUUGCUUCAAAAGACUUACAUAUAAACGCUACAUUUGGAAGCGAUGGGGCAAGUGGUCAUUUCCAAUGUGAUACUACUUUCGCUAUUCCUGCCUUUUUUAUUUACUUUCUGUACUAUUUACGACUUCGGGUUUCCCUGGCCUUGCUGUAUCUUCCAGUUUUUUAUCUCUUAACGCUUGGCCUUGCUUCUUUCUGGCUUUCUCACUUUGAGGUUUCGCUUGUGGAACGUUUAGCUUUUCGUAUUCAUAUUGUCUCAUGGAUUGUUCAGUUCAUUAGUCAUAAGUACUCUGAGCAUCGCCGUCCAGCAUUGUUCAAAAACCUCGUCCAAUCUCUUAUGUUUGCUCCAAUUUUUGUGUUCAUUGAGACUGUGUUCUCGUUGGGCAUGUACUCUCAUUUGAAAUCUCGUUUGCAUCGACUUGAGCGCGAACGAACGGGGGGCCUUCAAAAGAUGGAGAAAUUCCUUCCGAAAGCAGAUAAUGAGUUGUUCCCCCAUGAAGUGUUACAUCCUGCACUUUCUCAGCCCGAGUUCCGCAGAAUUACCAGUCGCUAUGUUAUUCGUCCGCUCCGCCAGACAGAUUUGACCCAAGAUUAUCUUUACUUGCUUGAUGUCCUCGCAGCUGCAAAAGAGAAGCCUUCUCUUUAUCACUAUAAAGACAUGUUCUAUGACAUGAAGAAACGUUACGAAGACACUUAUUUCAUUAUUGUCGCUCAGGACCAUGAAACAGGAGUCAUUGUUGGAACAGCAUCACUGAUCAUCGAACACAAGUUUAUCCGUGGAUUGGGUACUUGCGGGCACAUUGAAGAUGUAGUCGUGCAUCCUCAAUACCAAGGUCAAUCUCUUGGAAAAACACUUCUCACAAUCUUAAUUGAUUUGGCCAAAAUUCUUGAUUGCUAUAAAGUAAUUCUUGAUUGUGAUGAAGAAAAUGUUGAGUUCUAUCACAAAUGUGGACUCAAGCGCGCAGGUGCCCAAAUGAAACUUUACUUGAAGCAGCACUAAAUGUAUCUAUAAGAAAAAAAAUUCUAACGAAAUGACUUUUGCACUAUCAUUUCAUCAAUGAGAUCAAAAACAACUAUGAACAUUGGUUCUACUCGAGACGUUGAAGAAGGUAAUCAACCUCAACCUUCUUCGUCAUUGGAAUCACAUAAUCCUAAAAACAUUAGUUAGCAAUAAAAUGCACACACGAUAGCAGUAUAAACAUACGCGAUAAAUACUAACAAC